Orussus abietinus is the source of this 3311-nucleotide messenger RNA. It is a transcript of the gene Sms, whose product is annotated as spermine synthase. The record is from RefSeq and is a predicted model, not a curated record. Bases 224 to 1324 code for a protein of 366 amino acids. Gene Ontology annotation, molecular function: spermine synthase activity. NCBI's taxonomy places the organism in Eukaryota, Metazoa, Arthropoda, Insecta, Hymenoptera, Orussidae. Gene Ontology annotation, biological process: spermine biosynthetic process. The transcript is spliced from 8 exons.
CACCCAAAGAGGUCAUAGAUUCUCGUCAACAACGACAACGGACCUCUCCCUCUCGCUCAAAUACUUCUGAUGACUGGAGCCGCUCAUUAAAUCACUUAUAUAAUUCACCUUGACUGGAACUUUACUUAAUUUAAAAUCGUAUCUUAGAUCCUCGAGAAACACUGACUGCUGAGGUGAAAAAAAACUCUUCUUUAUGACACUGCGUAAUGCAUCGAUAUAGACCAUGGUGGCCCAUACGGUUCUCCUUGAUUUUACCAUCCCUGACAACAUCAUCAUCGAUCCUGAGAAGAGGUCGAACCUAAAAUCUACCAUUGCCAAUGUAUUGUGUGAAUACUUGGUUGGCCUGAAACUCUUAAUGGAGUCGAAUUUAGAUGGCAGCUGGAUAGUACUUUAUACAGGUCCAAGAGAUAGCUUGGUUACAAUUAGAGGGUACACUGAAGGCCUAGUUACCUUAAACAUUGAAUACUUCAAGCGGGAUGACGAGGCCCCUCUUCUUACAUUUGAGUCGACGAAAGUCUUGGAGGUGGCACUGCAAGCAGCGGUUUUCGCCACACGGUCGCACACGCUUAUCCCGAUUAAACGGGGCGGCCCAUUCGAGAGAUACUAUCCCACCUCCGAUGAAAGACUAUUGGAGUACGACAUCGACAAAUUGGUCUUCGAUGCCAGAUCGCCGUACCAGAAAGUGCAAAUUGUCCACUCGAAGUCCCUUGGCAAUAUGUUGGUCCUCGAUGAGCUACAAAAUAUGUCCGAAGCAGAUCUCAUUUAUACAGAGACCCUGAUGCAACGUGGCAAGGAGAGCUACGUCGGAAAAGAAAUCGUCAUUCUAGGAGGGGGCGAUGGCGGUCUUCUCUGGGAAUUGUUAAAGGAGAAACCAAAGUUCGUGACGAUGCUCGAGAUCGAUGACAUCGUCAUGAAAGCCUGCAGUCAGCACAUGAGAAGCGUAUGCGGGGAUUGCUUGGACAAAAGAAAGGGAGACAAUUACGAGAUCAUAGUGGGCGAUUGCGUGAAAGCCCUGGCGCACAUGAUCGAGGAAGGUCGUCGUUUCGAUUACGUCUUCGGCGACCUGACGGACAUUCCAAUUGGCAAGACACCCCAGGGAGACGCCUGGGACUUUAUCAGAUUGAUCCUGAACUCGUCGAUGAAAGUGUUGAAGCCCACCGGAAAAUACAUGACCCAUGGUAACGGCGCUUCUUGCCCGGAGUCCUUGAAGAUGUACGAAGAGGUGCUCUCCCAGCUGUGCGUCCCGGUGACGUUUUCAAAGACGUGCGCCUUCGUCCCGUCGUUCUUCGAGGACUGGAUCUUCUACCAGGUCUCGUUGAAAUGAUCGAUGACGCGGAGCCGCGAGUUAUUGGAGAACCCACGGAGGCGCACUCACAGACUUCUGUACCCCUUAUGACCCAAGCUGCGCUUUAGCUCUAGACGACUAAUCGAUCGUUGAGUUCCUCUUCACAGCCAAUCUAACUUUACACGUACAAAGGCGAGCCAGAGGCCUCUUCCGGCCGCGCCAAAAAGGGUUUCGCAAAUCUUAGGAACGAGGUCUCCCUCCGACUUCGGGUACCCUGGACGGCUGAUUGUUACGCUACGGUAUGAGAUCGAUCAAAGAACAAACGGUUCGAAUUCUCUUGGCAAGACGCAGAGAAGGCCGCUGAAUGCGAACCCGAGAACGAAACGUGCGAAACCGUCUUCUCCUCGGGAUUACAUAUUUCUUCACGCGCGCGGUGGCGUAUGUUCAUGUUUAUUCUUCACGGUCACGACUGUGGCUUUAUUAUACAAGCUAUCGAAAUUACGGACGAUGGACGUUUGCGUCGAUCGUUGCGGAACGCAACGGUCGACGCAAAUUGCUCCUAGAAUUAGGAGAUAAUCGCUUACGUUAUGAGGACGAGGCUGGCACUCGCGGUAACGGAACGAGAGACCGACGAAUUGUAUCUACGAGGAGCGAACUCGAGACGUUCCAUUAGUGAAUUUCUUUCGAUAUUUAUUCGACCGACUUCUUGAAAAAUCCUCUUUAAGUUAGAGGGCAAUUAACAAAAUACUUGAGAGUAAGGAACGUUCUGGUAAAUUCGUCAUCGCGGUUGUAACGUUUCGAUUUGACGCGGUUUUAUUGCUGAAAUAUUACGAGGAUAGGAAAUGAUCGAAUCACCGAUCGAACGUUCCCCGAAUAUUUUCCAAAGGCGAAACGGAAUAGGAGGCGAAGAGAAGAAUUCGGAGCGAGGAUCCGAAAUGCCUCUUCGAGUUUCUGUACGUAGAAGUUCCGAUGGAAUUGAACCGAGAAUUUAGACGACUCGUCCACUCUCUGAGCGUCGAGUGGCGACGGAAUUGAAUCGAUUAUUUAUACCGUUUUUCUUAUAUCUCUGUGCAAUAUCUCAUUUCAUUGAACGACUUCAUUAACGAUACGGAGCUGGAAAUUUAACGUAGUUGCCGGUCGAGGCUCCUACACCUUCGAUCGGGCGAAGGGCUCUUCCUUCGAUGUGUAACUUUCAGCGAGGAAUUUUAUCACAUUCCAUAACUUGAUUUUUUAACCAGCUGUCAGACGCGGACUGAUCAUAUUUUUCAAGAUGACCAGUUCUUUGGAACAUAAAAAUAAAGGGAAAAAAUAGGUUAACAGUGUUUUGUCCUUGAGUGUGGAACGCGGCGGUUUUAGUCGACCAAUUAUAUCGGCUUUGGAGAAAGCCAAUGAAACUGGUAAUUAAUUGCGUCGCCGUGAAUUUCAGUGACCUGUAACUGCAGCCUAAGGAAACGCUUUUCGAAGGAUCACGCCCUUGUAUUGUGGGAUUAUAUAGUAUUGCUAACAUAGCUCAUAAGUUAAACCUGAAUUUAAGAUGGAAAGUGGACACUUUUGUCCAUUUGAGAGAGAGGGAGAGAGAGAGAUACGAGCUGUAUUAAUUUCUUUUGUAAUCUAUGUAUCGCGUGCACGCGAAUGCGCGCCAUUUCUAACGUCCUUAACGAUGUCUCGCGACUAUUGCGCGACUCGCGCGUUAUCUUGCACUCCUCGGCACCAAAUCCAUGGACCGCCUUAAUUACUAAUCCACUUUGUCAGUACAAAUACUACGAAUCAUACUUGAACUCACUUCCCAGCGAUUUCAAUUAGUACCUUCAAUUAUUGCUAAAGUUAGAUUGGUAUAAGAUUAAAAUAAGAAUGACAGAAACCGUGCGAAGUUGGUAUUGUUGAUUGACUUCGGACUUCCCGUUCGAAUAUGACAAAUGCGUUGUAAUCUACGUCGUGUGUGCAUCGCUAAGAGUAUGCGAGUGUUAUCGGUUGAUUAUUAUGGAUAAUGUUAGAACGAAGGGGUAAAUACAAACGAUGACUCCAG